This is a messenger RNA of Cloeon dipterum, 3858 nucleotides long. It is a transcript of the gene milt, whose product is annotated as trafficking kinesin-binding protein milt. Gene Ontology annotation, molecular function: myosin binding. Gene Ontology annotation, cellular component: cytoplasmic vesicle; mitochondrion. Lineage: Eukaryota; Metazoa; Arthropoda; Insecta; Ephemeroptera; Baetidae. Gene Ontology annotation, biological process: mitochondrion distribution; vesicle transport along microtubule; protein targeting. The transcript has 10 exons. The coding region runs from base 430 to 2802 and encodes 790 amino acids. The record is from RefSeq and is a predicted model, not a curated record.
CCUCUUUAUGAUGUUAAUGAUGCACAAAAUUAAAAUUUGUAAAUACUAAUCAGACUAAAAGGGUUCGAAAAGCAGUUGGUGUCACUCUGCGGGUGUCGGCGUGAGGCAAAAAAAAAAAAAAAAAAGAUUGUCACGAGGGACGGGCGUUCGUUUGUUGGUUCAGUGUGCGCGCGGCGAGCACCACCAUUUGUCUGUUUCAGAAGGGCGCCUAAAAUAGCUCUCUGGCUGGAGAGGAGUGGCUUUCCUCCUCGCAGACCAUACUAAUCCGUUGUGCGGUGCAGUGCAGUGACAGUUGGACUGGCAAUUGACGUGGUCACGGCUCAUUUUAAUUGCGCCGAUAAGAUAAACAGCGCGGAUGGAAUGUGACGUUUGGGCCGGUUUUGUUGUGGGCCGACAGUGCAGAAUGUGAACGGGAGUGGUGCUGCUGAGAUGCACAACGGCGGCCCGGCUGAUCAGGCCUCCAGCCACGAAGGCCAUGGACAGCUGCCAACGGACAUUAUCUACCAUGUGGCUCGCGACAAGAACCGGGAGAUGUACCUCAGGUUUAUCAGUAUCAAGCUCAAUCAAGUGCUUAGUGGGAAGCGAGUUUCACAAAUGACAAAGACUUACGACGAUCCAGAAGCUGUCACGAGACUGCUAGAGGAGAAAGAGAAAGACUUGGAGUUGACUGCCAGGAUCGGUCAGGAGCUCCUAGCACACAACAAACAGCUCGAGGAGCAGGUCGGCGCCCUUGAGGCACAACUCAAAGAGCAGCAUGAUAAACUUGUGCAGACGCAACAUGAGCUGCACAGCAAGGCGGAACUCCUCGCCAUUCUCGCUGCUGAGGAUGACCCUUCCUCAGACCCAAACACGCCAACGGCAGCUAAGUCCGUCACGUUGGACCUGCUGCAGCGGAAGGUGGCCAAUCUGGAGGUGCAAAACACGGUGCUCAAAGCUGAGGCAACUCAGAUCGCCAACGAAACGGCCAUCGUGGAGGAAAAGGAAAAGCAGCUGCUCACCGACAUCACAACUCAACUCAGCGCGGCCAACAGGGAGAGAAGCAAUCUCGCAGAUGAGAACGUCAAGUACAAAGAGGAAAACAAGGUGCAGUACGAGGAAAUCCGAUCUCUGCUGGCCAGGCUGGACUGCUUGAAGAAGACAAACGCAGAGCUGACCAGCGACAACACGUUCCUCACGCAGCAGGUCGCCACCACCAAACAGACGCAGGAUCUCUUGUGUGCCGAAAUCCUCGACCUCAAGGAGCAAUAUGCUCAGGUCCUCGGCUUGUUGAACGAAGCGCAGGACCAGAUCAGGAAAAUGAGGAAAAAGCAGCUGCCGACGGCGAGGGUCGGCGUUGGAGUUGGUGUCGGAACCGUGAACCAGCCAAAUAUGAUUUCCAGCCUGAAUUCCACUCUCGGAGCCGAGCUGACCACCUCUCUCGUUUCGGAUGCUAGUCUAGAUUCUGGAAUCAGCGUUGGAAAACCGCAAGUUCCAAGCUAUCGAAGAGUUUUUGAGACUGUCCGUUCUGCCUCUCGCGCCGCUUCAAACGCAAGCAACGCCAGCACUAAAAGCCAUAGUCCCGCCUUGUUCCCAGUCAUGUCAUCUACCAUGUUAACCUCCACCACAUCAAGCAUGCCCAAAAUGUCUUCCGGCAUUUCGGGUCCCUCGUCAGGCUCUUCCUGGCCUCCACCGCCUUUGUCUCACGAGCCGCUGUCCGACAUGAACAGCCUCAGAAGCACUGCUGAAGUCUCUUUGUCAGAGGAAAUGGGGAUCAACUGUCCUCGUCUCGGCAUCCCUGGUCAGCCAGGUUCCUUGGACUUCAAGAUGGCCCUGGGCAAAAUCACGGCACAAGACGUGCUGAUGAAGCGACAUCGGAUGGGCUUGAUCGAGUCCGAGGGCCAGAAUUGGGGCUGCAGCAACCCUGGCGAGGCGUGCCUGGGUGGUGACCCCUUCUCUGGCGACGCCUUCCACCUGAUGUGCCGCACGCCCGACUCGAUCAUGUCAACGGGCAGCAGCGGCUUCACCAACGCUUCCUGGAAGCUGCCUGAGAAGCUGCAGAUCGUCAAGCCCAUCGAGGGCAGCAUGACCCUGCACCAGUGGUCGCAGCUCGCGCGCCCCAGUCUCGGCAGUUCGCUGGACGAGCGGCCGAGGGUCAUCGCCCGUGGACAGUCGACCGCCGCCUCCUCCGACGCCCCCACCAGAUACACGCUUGACGACCUCGAGGAGGACGACUUGGACGAGAGUAUUUACCUGGGCAAGCAAUUUGAGUCGACAGGCAUGACGUACACUUUCACCAACUCCACUGUGAUGCACCCUGAGGACCUGACACAAGUCACCUCCAGUUACUCAGGGUUGAAAGUGUCAGCGGGAGAUCCGGUGCCAGAGUGCCAGACGCCUCGAAAGCCGGGCCUUCUGAGCCGUCGGAACUCGACCAGCACCUUCUCGACGUCGCUCGGCCUGGCAAAACUGCUGAACGAGCGGGGAAUCACGGCUGCCAUCGGCACGCCCACCAUCUCUGCCUGCGCCACGCCGUGCAACAGUCCUGAGAGGCCCUCCUCGCCCGUCUCUGGCCUUGGAUUUUUCGCCAGCGGCGCCGAGUACCUCCGGAAGACCCUCGAAGGCUCCUACCCCAAGAGUUACAAGAGAUCCAACAGCAAGGAGGUCGCAAACAUUCGCUUGGUGGACAAACUGGAGGAGAUCGGCUUGGAGUCAAUUUUGAAGACGUCCGAGUCCUCGACUUCGGAGAGGAAAUCAAGCCUUCCUGUUGCGAGUGUGAAGGAGCGGCGGAGGCCUGAGUCGGAGAUAGUGCAGUGCCCCAUGUAGCAGCACGAGGACUUAACUUGUGAUCAGCCGCAAUAAUUGCGGCCUGAUCACAAGUUAAGCCCUUAAACGCACAGCGGGCAGCUCAAAUUCGAUAUUUCUGUGAUUGAAUGAUGGUUGGUUGAAUAAUACAGAUAGAGGCUACCCGUUAAAGUAAUUCUUGGAAGAGAGUAUUUAGACAUCGGUGCAUCGCGAAUCAUGCGUAGUUGAAAGAGGCUUUUUGAGUCGGUGGCACCGCCUUAUGCAAGGAAAACCCGCUUACCUUUUUUGAAUUCAAUGUGUACAAUUUUAUCAUAAAAAUCGUUUCUUUUUUUCUAUUGAGCAUCGUUUCCAGUUCCAUAUAGAUCAAUACAAUUUUUAUAAUAUCCACUUUUCAACUAAUCGUGGUAGUUGUUAGUCUAUUUUUUACCUUUGACGAGACAAAUCGAUUGUUUGACUAUCUUGGUGGUUUCUCUGGCUGAUUUGUCUCAUCAAGGAGAAAUUUAUUCAUUGCGGUUAGACAAAAACUGCCCAUUUUUUUUAAAUAAAAAACACGUACUUCCCCUUAUGACGCAUUUCUAACUCGCCUUUAAAAAAAUGUUAUUGAAAGGUACGCGGAAUUUCCUUUUUAGCUUUGUACCCAGUCACCCACCUGAAGGACUUAUAAGUAAAAAUCAGAUUCACUGGGUGCCACCGCAAGUAUUUUCCAAUUUUUGCUUAUUUAUUCACGAUUCUGACGCUGUACUGCAGUAGGACAUUUGCUGGCAACUGGCCUUUUGUUAAUUGGUUUUUUCUCCUCGCGAGAAAUGAAAAACUGAGACAAAUCGAAUCUGUUAUCAGCAGAGGAAAAAAAAUUGAGGCGGUUCUCUUUAAUGAUAUAUUUUGUGCACAGAGAACUGCUCGGGACUUAGCCAAUUUCUGUAGAGGUCCACUUGUGAAGAUUGAUAAGAUUAGGCUUACAGAGAUUAUUCAAUUUUUUGGUUGUCUUACCACUUAGAUUGCGAAACAAUGAACUAUGUUAGUGAUUAUUGAUAUAAACCAUGUAUUGUUGAAGACAUAAUUAAAGAAUCAAACUCUCGA